Messenger RNA from Ilex paraguariensis (yerba mate), 865 nucleotides. Lineage: Eukaryota; Viridiplantae; Streptophyta; Magnoliopsida; Aquifoliales; Aquifoliaceae. The record is from the annotation of a GenBank genome assembly.
UCUCCAUAUGCCAAAAAUAAAACUGCGUACGUUUAACAAUUCCCAAAUUCUGCAGUGGUGUGCACCGGACACCCUUACUCUUGUAGCUGCACAUCUUCAAGAGUGUUGCACGCCCAACAUGUCCUCUACUACUAUGAAAACACCUGCAAAAGAUUGGCAUUGCAGUGCUUUUGGAAUCUCAUAAUUCCUCCUUUAUUCAUGACCACAAGUCAUAAAACAAGACAUUGUAUCGCAUGUAAAUCAAAACAGACUAAUGCCUUCAUGCAAUUAUGCAAUUUUUAGCCAAUGAAUAGUUGCAUACAUCUUUUGAGAAUGUGAAUAUUCCAAAGAAUCAUCGAACGUUCAUACCUGACUAUGUACUUGGCAUCUCAAAACAGUAUUAUAUCCUGUCGAGGAAAUGAAUUUGCCAAUUGGUUUCGGAAUUGGAGCGAAUUGGUGAAUACCAGGAAGAGAGUACAUGGUUUCAUUUGAGUUUCGGAUAAUAAAUGUAUGCAAGAGAGAAUCGUCACCUCUUGAAAACAUGUCAAGAGACAAAUGCAUUUUGAACUUCCCUGAUGAAGAGUAUAUUCUACACAAAAAAUAUGAUGAAAACUAUGGAAUACGCAAGUCCAGUUACUUCCAGAGUUCUUCCAUUGGGAUCCCACGUUCUUUAGCAACUUCACUGAAUUGCCUCAUUUUCAUCACUGCAACAACUGUGGCUCUUGCAUUGUUGAGGGCAUUGUUACUUCCAAGCUGUUUCCCCAAGGCAUUUUCAACACCCGCCAUCUCCAAAACAAUCCUCACUGCACCUCCAGCAAUCACUCCAGUACCAGAGGAAGCGGGUCUAAGCAUCACCUUUGCUGCCCCAUAGUCUCCCUCGGAUCUG